GCGCAUUAUUUAAUUAAUACAAAGAAAAGAAAAGAAAAGAAAAGAAAAGAAAAGCAAAGUGUAGUAGUGGCUUAUCAUGUAAAGCAUAUCCUAGGCAAACACUAACUCUUAUCUCUUCUCAUGGAGGUCCCCAUCUCCUCAUCAACAUCUACUUCUCCAACGUGGUUUAUGUUUCUCCACUCAACCUCUUAUACACCUCACCUGAGAUUAUACUUCUUUCUCUUCAUCUCCACAGCUUCAUCAUCAAUGGAGGAUCACAACACUACCAGCCCUGUAAGUUCCACAGAUCAGAAGCACCAAAGAAGUACUCUGAACUAUGAUGUGGUAGUGAUCUUGGCCGCCAUGAUUUGCGCGCUGGUGUGUGCGCUGGGGCUGAACACUAUGCUGCAGUGUGUGGUGCGGUGCACGAGACGUGCACUGACGGAGCCGGCCGGGUGGGUGGUUGCAAGGAGGAUGAAUGCUGGGUUGAAGAAGGAGGAGGUGGUGGCGCUGCCGGUGGCAACCUAUGCAGCGCCGGCGGCAGGAUCGCCGGCGGAGUCGACUUCAAGGUGUGCUAUAUGUUUGGUGGACUUCUGUGAUGGUGAUACUGUACGUGUUCUUCCUGCAUGCAGUCAUCGUUUCCACGUUGCAUGCGUUGAUAAGUGGCUGCUCUCUCAUUCUUCUUGUCCGACGUGCCGGCGCCGGCUGUCGUCGUUGUCGGCGCUGGAGGUCUAAGUUUUUUUAUUUUGUUUUUUUUUUUUAAUUAAUUACUUUGAGAAUCUCGAGUUUGGCUUUUAAUUUGUGAAUGAUAAUCACAUAUUUCUAAUUUUUAUGUGUAUUGUCUGUCAAACUUACAUUCAACAAAGUGGUUGACUUUACACGCAAC
Molecule: messenger RNA, 865 nt
Organism: Dioscorea cayenensis subsp. rotundata (Guinea yam)
Lineage: Eukaryota; Viridiplantae; Streptophyta; Magnoliopsida; Dioscoreales; Dioscoreaceae
Product: RING-H2 finger protein ATL74-like
Exons: 1
Coding region: 121-714 (197 amino acids)
Source: RefSeq, a predicted model, not a curated record